AUGGUAAGGCCAAAGAUCAAGAAAAAUGUCGACAGUUCACGUCAACGUGUCAAAGCGAGCGAUUUCGACGACAUAUCAAAAGAGAUUCUUACCACUGCGACCUCCAUUUUCCGCUGCCUAGUUGUUACUCGGGCACCGUUCCCUGACACUAUAGCUGUCGAGACAAAACUGGCAAAAGAGGCCUGGCGUGAGGCAGGCCAAAUCAAAGGCACCAAUGUCAAAUUAACGCCGACAGCGGUCAAAAUACUCUUAAAGCGCACAUCGCAUGUGCACGGCGAACUCAAGACGAAGAUGCGAACCCUGACUCAUUCGUUUUUUGGGUUCCGGUCAAGUGAUUCGAGGGAGGUGAUAAGGCAUAACCGAGAUCUGGCGGAAUCUCUGAAAGAGGGUUCGGCGUUUGUUUUCAAGGACUGGACAAUGAAGAAGGGGAUCUACAAAACCGAGUUGCUGCAAGAAGGCAUCAACAUCAUGUGGUUUGUGAACCGAAAAGACGAGGGCAUCAUCUACCAUGAGUAUUUCAACCCCAUGCCUAUCGAGGUUGUUGCGCUCGUGCUUACAGCCAUUGAAUAUUGUAUCGACGAGUGGUUGCAAGGCCUGAAGGAGGAUAUAAAAUUCACAUCGGCUGCUUACGGAUCUGUCUACAGAGGUCAUUUGGGAUCGUUGCAGCGCUUUCACGAGCGCACGGCUCCUUACAAACUACUCGAACGAAUUUGCGACAAUCUCCUUGACACGGCUCGCUUCCAUGCAGGUGUUGACGCACCCACUGCGUCGUCGGCCGCCUUCUGUAUCGAUGAUGAAGCAUUUGAAGAUGUGAUUCGCGAGCAUCAGCUUGAAGAAGAGCGUGGUGUGGAUGAUAACGAGAGUUGAGGAGUAGUAGGGCUAGCGAGAGCAGCAGCUGAGGGGAAUGACGAGGAGGAUCGAGCGAGAGCAGCAGUUGAGGGG
This is a messenger RNA of Suillus clintonianus, 942 nucleotides long. RefSeq lists its product as uncharacterized. The record is from RefSeq and is a predicted model, not a curated record. NCBI's taxonomy places the organism in Eukaryota, Fungi, Basidiomycota, Agaricomycetes, Boletales, Suillaceae. The transcript has 5 exons. Bases 1 to 867 code for a protein of 288 amino acids.